AUGACGUGGUUGAGAAUUGUAGAGCCCAGCAUCUGUUACAGCAUAGAAAAAGACAAUAAAAUUUCUGAGUUGGUGAGGAUAUGUUACGAUUUAACUGCUGUACUCUACAUUGUCUGCAAUGACAAUCACUCUGAUACAUCCAUGGAGUUGCCUCCACAUGAUGGAUUUAGACAUGGGACAAAUGAGGACGUCUUGGCUUCAUACGAUUUGCCCUAUAUUGAACAUCCCCACAUAGUGGGAGAGGGGGACACAGACCACUGGUUGUUCCUGGAGAGCCCCUACUCCACCCUGGUGACGGCAGCCGUCUACGCGUUCACCCUGAGGGUGGGACCCUGGCUGAUGGAGAACCGCAAGCCAAUCAGCAUCAAGUAUCUGCUCAUCGCUUACAAUUUCGCGCUGAGUGCCUCAGCAUCGCUGUGGGUGCUCGAGGCUCUUUUCACACCUUCUCUACUGCACUCAAUUCUGUUCAAAUCCUGUCAUAUAUCAAAACACGUCAUAUUCCCUGAAUUGAGCUCAACUGACAGGACUAAGGUGAACAUCCUCAUGUGGCUUUACUAUUUCUCGAAGCUUGUGGAGUUAAUGGACACUGUUCUCUUCAUCAUUAGAAAAAAGCAGUCCCAAGUCACGUUUCUGCACGUUUAUCACCACACAAACAUGGCCGUUGCUACAUGGUUCUUCCUCAAAUACAACAGAAAUGAACAGAUUAUGUUGAUUGGCAUAAUGAACUCAGUGGUACAUGCUAUAAUGUAUUUCUACUAUAUGCUAUCAGCUAUGGGACCAGCCGUUCAGAAGUACUUGUGGUGGAAGAAGUAUUUGACCAGUUUACAAUGUUGCAAUUCGUAGUGCUAAUCUCCUACUACGGUAUGCUGCUCUUGAAUUCGUGUGACGUCAGCAGAAGUUUCACUGUUUUCUCAGUCUUCAACACGGCGUCAUUUCUGUUCCUAUUCUUGAAUUUCUACUGGAAAACCUAUCUAGUCAAACAGAAAUCUGCCAAAAAGGAAUAAAAUCUAAAAAAUCCAACCUCUAAAGCUGUGGUUGAAAAUCUUCUUCAUAAAUAUUACAUAUAUAUAGUGUAUUAUAUUAUGAUGUCUCCAGUUUGAAUUUUAUCUUAAAUACAGUUAAAAUUGACGAUGAUAUUAUAAUGUCUCUAGUUUGAAUAUUAUUUUAAAUACAGUUGAAAUUGAAGAUGAUAUUAUAAUGUCUCCAGUUUGAAUAUCAUUCUAAAUACAGUUGAAAUUGACCUAUAUGAUAUUAUAAUGUCUCUAGUUUGAAUAUUAUUUUAAAUAUAGUUAAAAUUGUCAAAGUCGAUUGACAAGAAAGCUGGAAGCAAUAAAUAGGAAUCAUCUAUUAAUCCCUGGCUGUGGUGGAUAUUAGUGUAAGAAUAAUCAAAGAUUAAAAUAGACUAGGGUUAAAGUUGACAGGAGAUUUUAAACAGUCAACUAGUAUCGUGAUUAGAUAUAUAUAAUCUGGGUAGCCUAAUUAUUGUUUCUUUUGAGUUUGUUAACGGAGUUCAAGCUUCAUGCUGUUCUAGAACUUCUAUUAAUUCAUGUGAUGAAUCAAAAAUCAUACACUGUUUUCUUGAAGAUUAUGAUUAAUCACUUUAUUAUAUUGUAAUUUCAAAUAUUUUUAAUUGUUUGUAUGUUAUUGUGCUAUGGUGAGCAGCCCUUAAUAAUUUUGAUUGUUGAUUGCAGAGUUUUGUUUUUUCAUUAUGUAUUUUGUAAUACAUAAUUUGGCGUUAUGAUGUAUUACAGUAUAAUAUAGAGGGUAAUAUAUUAUUAUAUUCUUUCAGGUUAACUUGAAUAUCUUAUUUUUAAUAACCAAUUAUAUGAGUGCUAUAAUUAGUUUAUAGAUCUAGUUUAUAUACGACGUUCCUACCUUUGUUAUAAUAAAAUCUUUGAAAACAUAUUA
Messenger RNA from Nilaparvata lugens (brown planthopper), 1908 nucleotides. RefSeq names its product elongation of very long chain fatty acids protein 7. The record is from RefSeq and is a predicted model, not a curated record. Gene Ontology annotation, biological process: fatty acid elongation, saturated fatty acid; sphingolipid biosynthetic process; very long-chain fatty acid biosynthetic process. NCBI's taxonomy places the organism in Eukaryota, Metazoa, Arthropoda, Insecta, Hemiptera, Delphacidae. Gene Ontology annotation, cellular component: endoplasmic reticulum membrane. Gene Ontology annotation, molecular function: fatty acid elongase activity.